Molecule: messenger RNA, 805 nt
Organism: Haliotis rubra (blacklip abalone)
Lineage: Eukaryota; Metazoa; Mollusca; Gastropoda; Lepetellida; Haliotidae
Product: non-neuronal cytoplasmic intermediate filament protein A-like
Exons: 3
Coding region: 78-458 (126 amino acids)
Source: RefSeq, a predicted model, not a curated record
ACCUCACUCAUUUCAUUUUAAUCUCACACCUUUUUUGACUGAAAAUUAUAAUAGCUGGAACGAACCGUUCUGCAGGCAUGAACAGCGAGGCUUCUGAUACAAUGACCCACUCAAGGUCGUCUUGUGGACCAAUCAGCCUCGUCGAGGCAUCUAUUGACGGAAGUUACAUCUUGAUUGAGAACAACACCUCUGGAACUAAGAGAAAAAAUCAGGAUCUGUCCGGAUGGACGCUCAAAAGAAGCAUUCCCGGCAAGGCUGACGCCGUCUACACCUUCGGCAACACCGUUCUCAAUCCCGGCCAAAAGCUGAGGAUCUAUGCUGCUGGCAACCCCCCAGGCCCCAGCGACAAAGUCCCUUGCGACUACUUCAUCAACAAAGAAUGCUUCUCCUGGGGAGGCGGCUCCGGCACCACCAUUCUCCUUGACGACGACAGCAACAACGUUAGUAUGAUGGCGUGAUAUGUUAUGGUUGUAAUGGGGAUAAAUCGAUGGAUGUCUGCGACCGGGAAAGUCUUUAGGACCUUGGCGUUUCGGUAUCGGCAGGUGAAACAUGUACAGACAGUUACGUCCCAUUGGUGUGCCAGGAUCUGCUCGUGGUUUUCAAUUGAUGAUUGUGAACCUUGGGUUGUAAGCACAUUAUCAUACCGGAAUAGUAACCUCCUAUGACGGCUCUUGUCGAAACCAUGAAAAUGCGGGUGUUUAGAGUCAUUUAAAUUGGUAUUGGUUAUGAACCAAAUUUGGUUAUUGAUAUCAUCAUGUUUGAAUUAAUCAUACUAUUGUAUAAAUACAUUAGUAUUUUCAACCUG